AUGACACCACUUCCUUCCCGACCACUGUUGCAGGUAGCCCUACAGUUGCGACUUAGUCGCAUAUCCAUCACCUCCGUUCAGUCGGCAGCAUCGGCGAACGCAGCUCUUCGCUGCUACACAAAUACUGGCUUGAGCGGCUUCAGGGCUCGAUCAAAAGCUUCUCAAACAAGGAUAUCGAGUCUUUCAAAAAACUUCAAACAAUCUGUCACAGAGAUUCAACACCGAGGCUAUGCAGAACUCAAAGCCAGCGGCGGAAAAACAGAGGCAGACCUCAUAGUCGAGGAGCUGCAGGAACUGUAUGAAAACGCCAAAGACGAACUCGAAAUCGCAACAGACAGCACCAACGGCGCCACCAUCUACGCCGCCUCCGACCGCGAAUCCGCGCGCGAACUCCUCGAUCAACUCCUCUACGUCUACAACGUGUACACAGACAUGACACGCUCCCCGGCUUCCACCAGCGCCGAAUCUCCUCCCCACGAGAACGAAGCUGCGCUCGCACCAAACGCGCAACAAGCGAAUGCAGACCGUCUAGAUGCCGGUGCCACAGCUGCUGCUACAGACCCAACCCCUAUCCUAGAUACGAAUGAGGCAUUGAGUCGGGAUAGUUAUGUGGGCGUUGCGCCGAAUUAUGAUCCGGAGUAUAUCAGUGUUGAUGUCAAAGAGGAGGUUAAGAAGAGGGUUGGCCAGAGGGUUAGGGAAUUGAAGAGUGCGGUGGAGAGGCUGGAGGAGAUGGCGACUCAUGAGUAG
Messenger RNA from Talaromyces amestolkiae, 747 nucleotides. RefSeq lists its product as uncharacterized. Bases 1 to 747 code for a protein of 248 amino acids. The record is from RefSeq and is a predicted model, not a curated record. The transcript is spliced from 2 exons. Lineage: Eukaryota; Fungi; Ascomycota; Eurotiomycetes; Eurotiales; Trichocomaceae.